Molecule: messenger RNA, 1018 nt
Organism: Tachyglossus aculeatus (Australian echidna)
Lineage: Eukaryota; Metazoa; Chordata; Mammalia; Monotremata; Tachyglossidae
Gene: ATP6V0B
Product: ATPase H+ transporting V0 subunit b
Exons: 8
Coding region: 64-681 (205 amino acids)
Biological process (GO): proton transmembrane transport
Cellular component (GO): proton-transporting V-type ATPase, V0 domain
Molecular function (GO): proton-transporting ATPase activity, rotational mechanism
Source: RefSeq, a predicted model, not a curated record
GAGGGACGGAGAGGGAGAGAGGGAGAGAGUCCGGCCCGGCCCGGUUGCCCCUCCGGUCCCGCCAUGUCCGGGCUGGUGCUGCUCUACUCCGGGGUCUCCGGGGCCUUCUGGGCCUGCCUGCUCAUCGUCGGGAUCUGCUACACGAUAUUUGACCUGGGUUUCCGCUUCGAUGUGGCAUGGUUCCUGACAGAGACUUCACCCUUCAUGUGGUCUAAUCUGGGCAUCGGUCUGGCCAUCUCCCUCUCUGUGGUUGGGGCUGCUUGGGGCAUCUACAUCACCGGCUCCUCCAUCAUAGGGGGUGGGGUCAAGGCCCCCCGGAUCAAGACCAAGAAUCUGGUCAGCAUCAUUUUCUGCGAGGCUGUGGCCAUCUACGGGAUCAUCAUGGCUAUCGUCAUCAGCAACAUGGCAGAGCCCUUCAAAGCAACCACCCCAGAGACCAUCGGAGAACGCAACUACCACGCCGGUUACUCCAUGUUUGGUGCUGGCCUCACCGUGGGGCUGUCAAACCUCUUCUGCGGGGUCUGUGUGGGCAUCGUGGGCAGCGGGGCCGCCCUGGCCGACGCCCAGAAUGCCAGCCUGUUCGUCAAGAUUCUCAUCGUGGAGAUCUUUGGCAGUGCCAUCGGCCUCUUCGGUGUCAUCGUUGCCAUCCUGCAGACCUCUUCAGUAAAAAUGGGCGACUAGGUGUGGAGCGACCAGCAGGAGCGUACCUGCCCCAAAAGCCCGGGUGCCCUGUACAUAUUUAUUUAUGAUUUCCUGGGGAGGGCUGGGCCCGGCUGACCCCAGCCCUCCGCAUGGGAACCCGACUUCCUGGUGUAUACAACCCGUGUCCCCCCCCCCUACCAGUUGCUACCCACCCCCUACAGAGGCACCACCUAUGGCCGUGGUCCCCAGGGAGGGGUGGGGAAGGGAGGAGUUGGGGUGGGGGUGGGGUCUCUGCCUGCGUGUAUGGAAGCCAGUGCCCCAGCCCUGAUCUCAGUGUCUGUGAAAUAAACUUGGUGUUUGUCCCGGGCUACCUGAA